Messenger RNA from Cloeon dipterum, 1225 nucleotides. Its product is annotated as enkurin-like. The record is from RefSeq and is a predicted model, not a curated record. Gene Ontology annotation, cellular component: acrosomal vesicle. Gene Ontology annotation, molecular function: calmodulin binding. The transcript has 6 exons. The coding region runs from base 143 to 868 and encodes 241 amino acids. Lineage: Eukaryota; Metazoa; Arthropoda; Insecta; Ephemeroptera; Baetidae.
CGCAGCGACAUUCACCACUAAAUAAAGCGUUAACGGCGGACUCUGUUGUUCCGCAUGCCAUAGCAACCGCGCUGUCUUGUUUAUCUAUAUACAAGCAAUAAUUUUAAAGUAACUAUUUUCAAUCCGGUAUUAAGUUCCAAAAAUGUCAAUAGAGUUUUCUGAAGAAAACAUUGAAGAUAUCAUAGAAAGGCCCUUGCCUAAGAUUAUAAAAUUAAAGAGGCACAAAUCCGCUCAUCAUGAUCGUAUCAAGAAAGAGAAUGAGGUCCUUAAAAAGUCGCGCUCAACCAUGGGUAAUGCUGAAGAACCACUUCCAGAGCCUAAUAAUUUUCUUAAGAAACACACGCGCAAAGAAUUGAAAAAAGAAACGGACGAACCCAAGUGCUGGCUCUCAAGCUGCAAACCUCAGCUUCCAAGCCCAGCGAGCAUUAGGAGGAAAGAUGAGAAAAACUUUUUAGCUGACAACAUCAAGUGCGCCGCGUCGUCAAAAAGCAAAUAUCCAGAGCCUAAAGUGGUUGACUCUCACAAGGGCAACACAACACCACUCCGCAGACCGUCUUACAUCUACAAACAGAGUUUCGGAAGGGCGCCUGCUCAUAUUUACCGACUGAAGUCUGCCGCUAACCAACAAGAAACCAGCAGUUGCGAGCAGAAAAUGAAGAUGAUGUCUCAAGGAGAGCGGAGCAAGUUAGUAGAGGGGUUAGAGAAGAGUCUUAAAGACAGAAACUCUGAAUUUCUACUUUUGCCUGUAAUAAUUGACACGCCUUACUUGAUUAACAAGAAGAAAAAAUUGGAAAGCGAGAUCAAACAAAUCGAAAGCGACCUCCAAAUGAUUUCCUCCAACUUUGACAUCUACAUAACUGAUGACUAAGAUGUGUUUAUCAGUUCUACAAAACUGAUUGAAAAAAAUAACUGAGUAUGGUUGUUAUCGCCGUUUAAGCCCACAUUAAAAUUGAUCACAAAGUGCUUCUGCGUAGUAUAAAUUUCAACUCAUAAGUGGCUGAUUGAAGACAUCCUGCUCUGCAACUGCAGCCACGCCCUCUCCACCUGCUUGUCAGUGUGCUCGGUGCUCCAACUCGGGCUGAACACAACAUUGGCCACAUUGACGUGGUCGCUGUUCAACGGCUGGGCGGCCAAUCGCGCUCUGCUGUCCUCUUCGUUUAAGUUGUCCCUCUCUUGCAGUCGCUUGAUAGCCUGAGCAAUAAAAAAAUUGAAUUGAUUGACAAAA